This is a messenger RNA of Drosophila navojoa, 1225 nucleotides long. Its product is annotated as zinc finger matrin-type protein 4. Lineage: Eukaryota; Metazoa; Arthropoda; Insecta; Diptera; Drosophilidae. The record is from RefSeq and is a predicted model, not a curated record. Gene Ontology annotation, molecular function: nucleic acid binding; zinc ion binding.
ACGUUCAGUCUCAAAAAGAAAAUUUUUACAAAAAUGACUUCUGGCUAUUUGAGUACGUAUCAAAUACCGCUAAUUACAACAACAGACAAGCAACAUAGGCACGUCUGCGAGCCGGUGUCGGUUAAGAUUACAUCGCAUCCGGCAACAAGAAUGGCCCCGAAUCGUUAUUACAGUGCCGCAAAAAUAGUGCAUGGUGAUCAGCCCGUUAUGAUGAAUAAUAUGGUGCAUCCAUCGGCAAUUGCAUCACAUCAGCGCAAACUGAAGAGGAAAAUGUACGAAACCGUGGAGAUCGAGGGCAAUAAUUUGGUGCUGUUUCAGGGCCGCGACGAAAGCUAUCCGGACGAGUUGAACAAGCUGAUCCAUCCGUUGUCCUGUCAAUUGUGCAAGGCGCAGAUGACCUCGAUGAAGAGCGCCAAGGACCAUUACGAGUCCAAGGCCCACGACCGUCACAUCAGCGCCUGGCUGGCCAAGAACUACACCGAAAUGGGCCUGGAGACACCACCCAUUAAACGUCUUGUCAAACAAGGCCCCACCGGGCCGAAUGCAUUCCACUGCAAUCUGUGCGAUCUUCCUCUGACCUCGAUGACCCAUGCCCGCCAGCACUAUGCUGGCCGCAAGCACCAGCUGGUCGUUCAGAAGCGCUCGAAGCCAUCGGGCGCCGGCUACUACAAUUCGGAUGGCAACUGGGUGCGCACUGGCACCAAGGCAGAGGUCAUGGUUGAUGACGGCCGCUACGGCAUUGGUGAGAUGUUCUUGAGAGGGACCGGUGGAGGUGAUAUGCAUGAUAUUGCCAGUGAUAUGAUGGACAGCGCCGAGGAGCAGCGGCACCACUUCAACGCUGUCGAUGAGAGCCUUACCUGUAAAAUCUGCAACAUCAGCGUCACAUCAGCAUCCCAAAUCAAGAUGCAUCUCGAUGGAGCCAAACACCAAAAGAAACUGCGCGCUCAAAACCUCGAAGGGGAUCCGAACGCCCAGGAGCUGCUCAAGGAACAGCAGCAGUCGAUAGCAGCCGCAUCUAUUAUUGAUAUAAAUGGCGAUCUCUCCAUGUAUCGUACCCCUUCCGGGUCGUAUUACUGCAAGCUGUGCAACAAGGCGAUGAAUCAUAUAUCCAUUCUGCAGCAACACUUGCAGGGCAAGAAGCAUCUCAAGACUGUGCGCCUGCAGGCCGAGGAGAUGGUCUCCCCCCAAUAAGCAUUAAGUUCAGAUUAGCUAUAGGCCCAUAUAU